CCCCCCCCUCCACUCAGACGUUUGCUGGUUCAGGCAAUCUCAUAAUCACCAUGGCACCGAGCGCAUCGAAGGCUGCGAACGAGGUCUAUCUCCUCCCGCUUCUUGACGACGGAUCCCCAGACGUACCUGGAGGAUACAUUUACCUCGAGCCAAAGUUCGCAGCGCCAAUCGUUGUACGCUUUGCCAUCGAGGGCACUUCUUCCAUAUGCAGGCAUGGGAGCUUAUGGGUCAACAUCAAUGCACCAGCAGAGCCAUUCAGGCGGGAUGCCUUCAGGGAAUUCAAGCUGGAACCAGACUUCAACCGCACACUAGAGAUUGACAUCCCGAUUCAAUCAUCUGGCUCGUUCGCUUUUUAUACGACAUACUCUCCAUUACCAGAUCUCGACGGCGCAGGUUCAACCCCAUCAGAAUCAGAACCGACGAAAACUCCUCUCUACUACAUCGAUGUCGCCCCACUUCUCAGUCUGGGAGAUAAACAGCUCCCAAUGGCUGCCCUGUCAAUAAUAUCUGUCAUAUCAAAAUUCAUGGGGAAAUAUCCAACAGAUUGGCAAAAACACCUGCGCGGUAUCAGCGGACGCGGCUAUAACAUGAUUCAUUUCACACCUCUACAAGGAAGAGGGAACUCAAAUUCGCCAUAUAGCAUAGCAAACCAGCUAGGAUGGGACCCCGAAUGUUUUCCUGGGGGUGAGAAGGAUAUUGCUCAACUGGUCGAUGUUAUGGAGAAAGAGCAUGGGCUAUUGGGCCUGACCGAUGUGGUUUGGAACCAUACUGCCGAUAACAGUGAAUGGCUUCAAGAGCACCCAGAAGUGGGAUACAAUAUGUCUACUGCCCCGUGGCUAGAGUCAGCACUCAAACUCGACACAGAACUGCUAAAGUUCGGCAGCGAAUUGGAGAAGCUGGGGCUGCCGACGGAUAUUAAGACCGUCGAGGACUUGCUGUUGAUCAUGGAUGGCAUUAAAACCAAGGUCAUUGACAGCCUUAAAUUAUGGGAGUACUAUGCCAUUGAUGUUAAAAGAGAUGUCAAUGCAGCUGUGGACGCAUGGGUAUCUGGGAAUGUCAAGGUCCCCGCCGAGGGAUUUGGGAGCAAAGAUGCUUCGCAUAAGGAGCAUGCUAAGUUUAUCACUGAGAAAGCUAUGCUGGGGACCGACCGGUUGGGAGAACGCUAUAGACGAAAGAUGGAUCCAGCCAUUGCUGCUGCUUUGUUGACAGAAUUGCAUGGAAAGUCCAACGGCAAUGCCGCUGAUAGCGACGAGGUGCGGAAUCAUAUCUCUAAAAUUUUGGAAGAGGUAAACCUACCAUAUUACAAAGAAUAUGACGAAGAUAUUGCAGAAGUUCUGGAGCAGAUCUUCAACCGCGUUAAAUAUGUACGCCUGGAUGACCAUGGACCAAAGCUUGGUCCUAUCAACGAUAAAAACCCACUCAUCGAGUCUUACUUCACCAGGCUUCCUCAGAAUGACACCACCAAGAAACACAAGCAGGAAGACCUGGCUCUUGUGAACAACGGAUGGAUAUGGGCAGCAAAUGCCCUGGUGGACAAUGCUGGACCAAAAUCCCGGGCCUAUCUCAGACGAGAGGUCAUUGUUUGGGGUGACUGCGUCAAAUUAAAAUAUGGUGACAGCCCCAAGGAUUCCCCUUAUUUAUGGGAGUACAUGGGGAAGUAUACGAGGCUCAUGGCGAAGUAUUUUACCGGUUUCCGAAUCGAUAAUGCACACUCUACUCCUCUUCAUGUCGCUGAGUAUCUCCUCGAUGAGGCACGCCGUGUUCGUCCUAACUUAUUUGUUGUCGCCGAACUGUUCACUGGUUCAGAGGAGAUGGAUUAUGUCUUUGUCAAACGCCUCGGUAUCAAUGGUCUCAUCCGAGAAGCUAUGCAGGCUUGGAAUACUGGCGAGUUGAGCCGACUGGUCCAUCGCCAUGGUGGUCGCCCCAUAGGCAGUUUCGAGGUUGAUGAGAUCUCUGGCAAUGAUACAUCAUCGGGUGAGGAUCCGACAGAAAUUGUCCGAAAGAUCAAGCAGACCCCAGUCCAUGCCUUGUUUAUGGACUGCACGCACGACAAUGAAGUCCCAGCACAAAAAAGAGAGGCUCGCGACACACUACCAAACGCAGCCUUGGUAUAUAUGUGUGCAAGCGCAACUGGCAGUGUUUUCGGUUAUGAUGAAAUAUACCCAAAGAUUAUCGACCUAGUCCACGAGACGCGACUAUAUACCUCGUCAUCAUCCGAGAAGCCAGUCGAUAUUAAGGAUGAAGAAGGUGGUAUUGGAGGUGUCAGGAAACUCCUGAACGACAUUCAUAUCUUAAUGGGCUUGGAUGGAUACGAGGAGACGCAUAUUCACCAUGAUGACCAAUACGUUACCGUGCAUAGAGUACAUCCCGAGUCGAGAAAAGGAUAUUUCUUGAUUGCUCACACUGCGUUCCCUGGCUACAAAAAUGGCAACGGAGCGUUUAGUCCUGUUCAUCUCACAGGGACCCAGGCUAAACAUCUUGGAAGCUGGAUGCUCGAGGUUGAUGAUUCGGAAGAGGCCCGUGAUGCUGCAUUGGGAGACAAACAAUAUCUCAAGGGGCUGCCUAGCAAGGUCACUAGCGUUCCUGGAAUCAACAUGGAAUCUAAGGACGAUGAGACCGUUAUUACUAUGGGAGAUAAGUUCCCGCCUGGGAGCAUCGCGCUCUUUGAGACAUGGAUCCCGGCAGCAGAGCAUGCAUCUGGUCUUGACACACAUGUCACUUCAGGAGCGAAAGAAGCCUUCUCCAAGGUUGAUCUCGUGGAUCUCAACUUCAUCAUGUACAGAUGCGAAGCCGAAGAAAUGGAUUCCAGCAAUGGAAAGGAUGGCGUUUACGACAUUCCCAGCCACGGAAAACUAGUCUACGCAGGCCUCGAAGGUUGGUGGAGCGUGUUGAAGAAGGUCAUCGAUGAGAACGAUCUUGCACACCCGCUCGCGCAGCAUCUAAGGAGCGGCCAAUGGGCCUUAGACUAUACAGUUGGGCGUCUGCAGCGGAAGUCCAAAGAGGAGGGGUUUGAACGCCUACAGGCCCCAGCCUUAUGGCUCCAGGAACGUUUUGAUGCGAUUAGAAAUCUCCCCAGCUUUUUAUUACCACGUUAUUUCGGACUGAUAAUCAAGACUGUUUACUCUGCAGGAUUUGACAGGGGUGUUGAACUCAUGAGCGAGAACGUGCAGAAGGGACAGUGGUUCAUGAAGAGCCUUGCGAUGGUCAGUGUGCAGCAGACGGGCUUCGUCAAGUCUGCCUCCCUCUACCCGAAGCGAGCAGUGCCCUCUCUUGCAGCUGGACUGCCGCAUUUUGCCGUCGAGUGGGCAAGAUGCUGGGGACGAGAUGUUUUUAUAUCCGCGAGAGGCCUCUUUUUGGGAACGGGCCGUUAUGCGGAAGCUCGCGAGCAUAUCAUUGCCUUUGCUAGUGUCGUCAAGCACGGCAUGAUUCCGAACCUUCUUAGCAGUGGUAACCUGCCCCGCUACAACUCUCGUGAUUCGGUCUGGUUCUUCUUGCAGACCAUCCAGGACUAUACGAAGAUUGUGCCCAACGGCCUUGACCUAUUGAAGGAGAAGGUGCCGCGGAGGUUCUUGCCUUACGAUGACACAUACUUCGAAUCAGAUGAUGCAAGAGCGUAUUCCGCAACUUCAACUUUGGAAGAUAUCAUCCAGGAAAUAUUCGAAAGACACGCCAGCGGCAUAUCAUUUAGAGAAGCUAAUGCCGGCCCAAAGCUCGACAUGCAGAUGAAGCCCGAGGGAUUCCAGAUUGAUAUCAGUGUCAACUGGGACACUGGUAUCAUAUUUGGUGGGAGCCAGGACAACUGCGGGACCUGGAUGGACAAGAUGGGCGAGAGUGAACGGGCUGGGACUAAGGGCGUCCCCGGUACUCCUCGUGACGGUGCUGCUGUCGAAAUUACUGGACUAUUAUACAGCACACUGAAGUGGGUAUCAGAACUUCACAAGGAAGGAAAAUACAAUUACAGUGGCGUCAAGACGAACAAUGCCUCUACCAAAGAAAUUUCCUUCGCCGAUUGGGCGAGCAAGAUCCGCGACAACUUCGAACGAUGCUACUAUGUUCCCGCUUCGUCGGAAGAGGAUGCGAAGUAUGAUGUCAACCCAGCCAUUAUCAACCGUCGCGGCAUUUACAAGGAUCUCUACAAGUCUGGAAAGGAAUACGAGGACUACCAACUCCGGCCCAACUUCCCCAUCGCCAUGACCGUCGCACCAGAUCUCUUUGACGACAAACACGCAUUGGGUGCCCUCUUCAUCGCUGACAAGGCGCUGCGUGGGCCAACGGGUAUGGCUACAUUGGACCCCUCGGAUCUGAAUUACCGACCCGAUUACCACAACUCCGAAGAUUCAACAGACAAAGCGACAUCAAAGGGACGCAAUUACCACCAAGGCCCGGAAUGGCUGUGGCCGACGGGAUUCUUCCUGAGGGCGCUACUUGCCUUUGACCUGAAGCGCAGGGACACGCCUGAAGGGCGAACGGAGGCUUUCCAGCAGGUGACGCGCAGGCUGGCAGAGUCCAAGAAGGCCAUUGUUGAGAGCGAGUGGGCUGGGCUGACGGAGCUGACGAAUAAGAAUGGGAGUUUCUGUGCUGAUUCGUCUCCGACUCAGGCCUGGUCUGCGGGAUGCUUCAUCGAUCUAUAUCACGACGCUGCGCAGUAUGCCGUCUCGAAGUUGCAAGAGAAAUGAAAGUGGAGUGAGUGAUGGGGCAGGAGGUGGAAUAUAGCUCGAAACAGUGCAUUGGAAGGACUACGCGAUUUUUUUGGAGGGACUGGAGUUUUCAGAUGCAAAUGGGAUACGAAUCUACUACCGCUGUUUCCAAAAGCCUAUAUCUCUUUUUCGUGUUCUUGGUUUUCGCUCGGCCCCGGCACGCUCUUUUCCCACUCGGCCACCCACCUCAUAACCAACCCGGCCGACCCACCAACCGCUCCCAGCACCCGCACAUCCCAGGCAUCCACCUAAGUUUUCCACCUGAGUUUUCACCUUGCUCAUAGCCACCCACAAGCCUCGCUGCCUGCCCCGGCACAUAGUCGGUCUUAACCUUCCGAUCUUCAACCAAACCCGCCUGGGUAGCUCAAUCGGUAGAGCGUGUGACUCUUACUUCCUAUCCUUAGGAUAUGAGAUCAUCUCAAGGUCGCGGGUUCGAGCCCCGCCUCGGGCUCAAAUCCCGAGUGCUCUCUUGAGGAGUCCUCAAUCAUUUUUUGCUGUUUUGUGGUAAUGAGGCACAUGGGCAUAUUUUUUAUUUUGGGAGAAGUCAUUUCGAUUGCGGGCUUCCUCAAAUUUGAAACUUGGGGUUUUUUUUAUAUUUAUCUAUUCUCCCCAGUCUUUAAGAAUAAAUUGCAGUAUUUCAAUAUGCAAAAUUAUCUAUUA
Pseudogymnoascus destructans is the source of this 5357-nucleotide messenger RNA. RefSeq lists its product as uncharacterized. Gene Ontology annotation, biological process: glycogen biosynthetic process; glycogen catabolic process. Gene Ontology annotation, molecular function: amylo-alpha-1,6-glucosidase activity; 4-alpha-glucanotransferase activity. The record is from RefSeq and is a predicted model, not a curated record. The coding region runs from base 51 to 4676 and encodes 1541 amino acids. NCBI's taxonomy places the organism in Eukaryota, Fungi, Ascomycota, Leotiomycetes, Thelebolales, Thelebolaceae. The transcript is spliced from 3 exons.